AUGGCAUCACAGACCUCUCCUGGGAAGGUCGAUCUUUCCAAGAAGCUUUCAGAGUUGCGGUCAAAUAACCGCCGGCCACAGACCAACGCCCGAGACCAAACCCCAACAACCCCUCCUCUCCCUUCUCCUCCAGACCUCUCCGCCCACCAGUAUCGCCAACCAACUCGUCGGAUCCUCUCCCACAAGGAUCAUGAACUCUUUCUCUCUUCACCAACCUACAAUCUAGUACUUGCGUUUGUCUUCGGACUAGCCGACUCCGUCCGCGGGCACUCUGUCACCGACCUUCAGAAAAAGCCCCAGUCCGAAUCCAUCUCCAAGAUCUUCUCGGUCGUAACUCAGAUCCGGGCCCUCCUGACCAGAAACCCUGCAAUCGACCAAGGUGGAUCGCGGUUCGGUAAUCCCGCUUUCCGUACCUUGUUCGACGAUGUUGCCUCUCAGAGCGCCUCAUGGCACACCAAUAUCUUGGGGCUGAAAGAUACCGCCGCAACCGAGGAGGCCUCCACAUACCUGAUUAACUCUCUGGGAUCAAAAGACCGCAUUGACUAUGGCUCAGGGCAUGAAUUGAACUUCAUGAUGUGGCUGCUAUGUCUGUACCAGCUCGGUCUCCUCCCGGCCUCGGACUUCCCUGCCGUGGUGGUCAAGGUCUAUAUCGAGUACAUGCAUCUCAUGCGCGAAAUACAGUCCACUUACUACCUCGAGCCUGCUGGUUCACACGGUGUGUGGGGCCUGGAUGAUUAUCAUUUCCUUCCGUUCUUAUUUGGCGCCAGUCAAUUAGUCGGCCAUGGGUAUAUCACUCCAUUGGGUAUCCACAAUACAGCUACAUUGGAUGAGGAGGGUGAUAAUUAUCUCUAUUUGGACCAAGUUCGGUGGGUCGAUAGUGUCAAGACCGUCAAGGGUCUACGCUGGCACAGUCCCAUGCUGGACGAUAUUUCCGGAGCCAAAAAUUGGUUCAAGGUCGAGAGCGGUAUGAAGAAAAUGUUCGUCAAGGAAGUGCUUGGAAAGCUUCCUAUCAUGCAACACUUCUUGUUUGGGAGCCUAUUGCCUGCCGCUGAAGGCAUGAGUGACCCCUCCGAAGGCGAUAUUGAGCAUGACGGCCACGACCAUGCCCACGGUCACGAUCAUGGACACGACAGCGCGGACUGGUUUGGCGACUGCUGUGGUAUCAAGGUACCCAGUACCGUGGCUGCGGGCGCAGAGAUGCGCAAGCGUAUGGGUGGAUCAAACCUGCGCCCAAUUCCUUUUGAUUAG
Messenger RNA from Penicillium arizonense, 1248 nucleotides. RefSeq names its product serine/threonine-protein phosphatase 2A activator. NCBI's taxonomy places the organism in Eukaryota, Fungi, Ascomycota, Eurotiomycetes, Eurotiales, Aspergillaceae. The record is from RefSeq and is a predicted model, not a curated record. The transcript has a single exon. Gene Ontology annotation, biological process: mitotic spindle organization. The coding region runs from base 1 to 1248 and encodes 415 amino acids. Gene Ontology annotation, molecular function: peptidyl-prolyl cis-trans isomerase activity; protein tyrosine phosphatase activator activity. Gene Ontology annotation, cellular component: protein phosphatase type 2A complex; cytoplasm; nucleus.